Molecule: messenger RNA, 427 nt
Organism: Anoplopoma fimbria (sablefish)
Lineage: Eukaryota; Metazoa; Chordata; Actinopteri; Perciformes; Anoplopomatidae
Gene: ndufa3
Product: NADH:ubiquinone oxidoreductase subunit A3
Exons: 4
Coding region: 35-322 (95 amino acids)
Cellular component (GO): mitochondrial inner membrane
Source: RefSeq, a predicted model, not a curated record
GAUUAUACGUCACACAAUAGUUACUACAUUUCCCAUGAACACCCACUGGAUCGAAACUACACAAGACAACAUGGCGGGAAUCGCAGCGUUCCUGAGGAAUGCAUGGAAUAAGGAGCCUGUUAUCAUGGCAGCCUGUGGCAUUGGACUGCUGGGUGUUGCUCUUCCAUUAAUCAGCCCCUUCACAAAAUAUACAGGAAUGAUCAAUUCGGCCGUACCGUACAACUACCCAGUACCUGUGCGAGAUGAUGGAAAUAUGGCUGAUGUCCCUGCUCAUCCGAGUGACCCAAAAGGAAAAAACUUGGAAUGGCUUAAAAACCUUUAACUUCAGAUUUGCAUGACCAACACUUGUGUCGUUCCUCUUGUUCAUAUGUGUCUGCAAAGCUGCUCCACCUAUCAAUGUCCCACAAUAAAGAUUUAUUUAAUUCUA